AUGACCAACAAUGAGGAAAGGUGGCUUAGGGACAAAAGUGUCAUUUGCUUAUCAGGCAAGUGCUUUCUUUCAAAGGGUUGCUACUUGCUAGUGCUCUCCACCACCACCACCACCACCGCAGAUUCUGGCUGUGCACCUGUAGGCAGUGCCACCGCCGCCGGGAUGGUCAAAGCCCGAUUUCAUAGGAGGUUUCAGAUAGUUACGAAAAAUGGUUCAGUCUGGACAGGAAGGAAGAAAAUGGGAGAAAAGUGGCUGGCCAAGACAUCAAUGUGCAAAGCUUUCGACGGAACCUAUGUUCAUGGUGGCAGCAAGCUGAGCAAACUGUGCUCCGAACUCGAAAUGAAACGUAAAGCUAUCACCAACGAACUGUUGAGAUAUUGA
Molecule: messenger RNA, 381 nt
Organism: Dovyalis caffra
Lineage: Eukaryota; Viridiplantae; Streptophyta; Magnoliopsida; Malpighiales; Salicaceae
Source: the annotation of a GenBank genome assembly